AUGAGAUGUGAUGCUGCGACGACGAACUCGACCAGUGCAGGCGGCGCGGGGGGUCCCUCACCGGGGAGCAUGCGGACCAAGACGACGCAGCCGAGCCGAGAGGUCGUCGCGGGCGCGCGCUCGCGCGCGGCGGAGGACGACGACGACGUCCCCAUCGCGAGACUCCUCGGCGGUAGUGGAGGAAAGCGCUCGAGCGACGCGAGCGCGAGCGCGAGCGCGCCGAGCAAGAAGCCGAGGCAACCGAACUACAAGGCGCCGCCGCAUCUCCCCGGCCGCGUCUGCGCGCGCGAGCGACCCGCGCCGAAGCAGCGAUGGGCGAACAUCGACCUCCGCGCCGUGGACGCGGCGACGGGAGGACGGCGAACGAUGCAGCUGCGCGCGACGCCUCGCUCGGAUCCGUCCGACGCGCGCGUGCUCUGCGUCUCCGCGUCCACGACGCUGUUCGGCUUGGAGAAAGCCUUGGGCGUGGCGUUCGACGUCUUGAAGACCGAGUACGUCGCCGUGACGCAGAACGGCGUGGGCGUGGAGGACGCGGUGUUCCAGGACGUGGACGCGCGGAACCUCCUCGGCGGGAUGCCGGGCGCGGCGGCGCCGAAGAAACAGGCGAAGCUUUUGGAUUUCCUCAACGCGCACGACUCCGCGAUCGUCUGGCGCACGCCGCUCGCGCUCGGCGCCGUGGACGUGGUCGUGGACGGGUACACGGACGUCUACCCCGGGCGGGUGAAGAAACCGCUGCCGCGGCUCGUGGCGGGCGGCGGCGCGAAAGUCACGAGGGCGUUCGCGGACGCGGCGAAUGAAAAAUUACUCGGCGGCCGCGCGGGCGGCGUGGAACGGUUCCGACGCGAGCGCGAGCGCGAGCGCGCGGGCGAGGGUGAAGGCGCGAGCGACGCGGCGGCGAGAUUUGUCGAACAAAAUUCCAUGGCGGAGUUUUACAGGAGGCAGUUCGAGCCGCUGUUCCUCGCGGACGGGAGGCCGGCGACGAAAGGGGUGCGAGGCGAGUUUGAAAUCUACGGCAAACUCGCGCCGGACGACGACGAGGACGAAGGGUAG
Molecule: messenger RNA, 1050 nt
Organism: Micromonas pusilla CCMP1545
Lineage: Eukaryota; Viridiplantae; Chlorophyta; Mamiellophyceae; Mamiellales; Mamiellaceae
Exons: 1
Coding region: 1-1050 (349 amino acids)
Source: RefSeq, a predicted model, not a curated record